AUGGAAAUUAGAAAGGAGAAGAAGCUUGAGAGGGUAUUACAAGCUAGAGUUUCCAUAGCAGGUAACAAGGUGAAUCUUGGGCCCCUGCUAGACAAGGUGAAAAAAUCAAGUGGCCACUCUAAAAUUAGUAAGUCUAUAAACUGGAAGGAUGUGGCAGCUUACCACCAUGGGCCUGAUGUCAAAUCAGCCCACCUCAAGCACCUCAAGGCUUUUGAGAGUGGCCAGGUCUUUGGUGCUACAUUUGAUGCCACCAAAGGGAAUGUUGAUCCAAAUGCAAAGGCACUAAUCCACUCUCAUGUCAAAGAGGCCCUGGCCCAUUUAAGGAAGUUGGCUUUGGAUCCAGGAAAUGCAGGCCACAGUGAAGGGGACAACGGGAAAUUCCAAGAAACAAUCAAGGGAUUCUUGGGUCGCCUCCAGAGCAACCACCUCAAGAGCAAUAGACCACGACGACCUUCCAAGUAUGCGCUUCGCUCUCACACACCCCACACACCUCGACCCAAACUUCAGCCUCAAACUCCCUUGGAGCGCAAGAGCGUUCCAGUCGGAGAGAGAUUUCAAGCUGUAGUUCCCUCUACCGUGGCUGUCAAUGCCGACAACGAUGACGAGAACUCAAAGCUCUUUCUAGGAGAAGUGGUCUGGUCCAAAACAGAGGCGAGAAGCCAUAGCGCUAGUAUGUGCUUCUGCACGGACGAUGGCUCGGAAGACUGUGUGAAACUACACGUCAACGAGCAAUGCGGGAAGCUCAAGCAGGAGCUGGGAGAGGACGUCUUCCGGGAGUGGGGGUUCCACACAAUGGGAGAGAGCUUGAUCAAGUUGGCCAAGUGGAGCAUGCGAGAGCAAGCCGAGUUUUCGGCAAUUGUGAGACGGUGCCAGGGGGACAACGAGAAGAAGCUUUGGCCGGACCUCCAAGCUUCCUUCGCAGGAAGGAGGAACCGGGAGGAACUGGGAAGCUACUACUUCAACGUCUACGUGCUGAGGAAGAGAGCUCACCAAAACAGAACCUACGCACCCGACAGUGAGAAGUUUGAUACUGAUAAGGAGGACGACGACUUACUGGUGACCUGAGAGUCUUAUGAGAGCUUCUUCUUUACUUGAGGCAUGUUUUUGGAUCCGCGCUCCUUGAAGCGAUUCUCAGAC
Molecule: messenger RNA, 1137 nt
Organism: Selaginella moellendorffii
Lineage: Eukaryota; Viridiplantae; Streptophyta; Lycopodiopsida; Selaginellales; Selaginellaceae
Exons: 2
Coding region: 1-1065 (354 amino acids)
Source: RefSeq, a predicted model, not a curated record